Molecule: messenger RNA, 1252 nt
Organism: Eriocheir sinensis (Chinese mitten crab)
Lineage: Eukaryota; Metazoa; Arthropoda; Malacostraca; Decapoda; Varunidae
Product: protein Wnt-7b-like
Exons: 7
Coding region: 1-1005 (334 amino acids)
Biological process (GO): neuron differentiation; multicellular organism development; cell fate commitment
Cellular component (GO): extracellular region
Molecular function (GO): cytokine activity; frizzled binding
Source: RefSeq, a predicted model, not a curated record
AUGGGGUCCUGGCGCCCACCUGCUGUGCUCGCGGGUGCCCGGCCUCACGCCCCGCCAGAGCCCGCAUCUGUACGCGGGCGCCUGACGCCAUGGUGGCCAUCCGGUGAAGGUGCGAGGCGGGCCUGCGAGAGUGCCAGCAGCAGUUCCAGCAUCAUCGCGCUGGCCACACCCAUCUCUGAGGGGAGGGGAGGGAGCCAGUGUGUGGUCAGCGUGGCCAUCAUUGCACCGAAAGGGAGCCGCGAGGCCGCCUACACGUACGCGGUGACCAGCGCGGGAGUCACCCACAGCGUCACGACCGCCUGCUCCCGUGGCAACAUCUCCACCUUUGGCUGUGACGACCGCAGGCGAGGGCGGUACAGUUCUUCCGGGUGGAAAUGGGGCGGCUGCAGCGCCGACAUUAGGUUCGGGGUCAGGUUCGCGAAGAAGUUCCUGGACGCCCGCGAGGUGGAGGGGGGCGGCCGCGCCCUCAUGAACCUGCACAACAACCGGGCGGGACGCAGGGUUAGUGUCCGGGCGGGACGCAGGGCGGUGCGGAGCGGGAUGAGGACGGAGUGCAAGUGCCACGGCGUGUCGGGCUCCUGCACCGUCAAGACCUGCUGGAAGACCCUCCCGCCCUUCACCUUCAUCGGGAGGCACCUCUUCCACAAGUACAGGAAGGCCAAGUCCGUCUCAGUGCAUAAGGGCCGGAGAAGAUCCACGCCUCACCUGCGUCUGGAGAGGGUCAGGAGAAGAGCUCGACGGCCCCGCAAGUUUCAUCUCGUGUACUUGGAAAGGAGUCCCAACUACUGCCAGAUGAAUCCCGCGGUGGGUUCGCUGGGCACCGUGGGUCGCAAAUGCAACAGAACUUCGUCAGGGCCAGGUGGCUGUGACCUGCUGUGCUGCGGCCGCGGGUACAACACUCACCAGUACACACGCACAUGGCACUGCAACUGCAAGUUUCACUGGUGUUGUUACGUGCAGUGCCACACCUGCAUGGAGGACACUGAGGAGAACAACUGCAAGUGACCGUCCGUAGCGGGAGGCGGCGAGGCUGUGCUCUCCCGGCAGAGAUUCUUCAUUGGAGGGCGCGAGGGACAUAGUUUCGUUCAGCAUCGACAAGGUUCUUCAGUGACUGCGAGACAUCUCUGAGCGGUGACGUCGUACAAACACUCUGUAAUGGAUGGCAUUGCCUGAAACGCUGUGCUAGGUGGCCCGCGUGUUUACAACAUGGACGCCACCACCAAUGCUCUCUUCUCCCCUGAUGCGCAGACAC